AUGAAGAGUCACGGUAUUGAAACGUCGUCACGGACGAAGGAAUUGCAGCCCGCCGUUGUAGGGUCGUCUGCGGCAAUCGUCUUGCCUAAUAUCACAGCACUCAUGCGAAACGAGUUCCUUCCACUUAUGCAGUGUCUGGAACAAAGUGAUGACAUCCUUUGUCGAACGUAUACCGUAGAGCUUGCGUUGACGCUUGCACGCCUUGAUGCGUCAUUAAAGGAAGAAGAAAGACGCAUUUUUGUGUGCGCGUUCGAUAGUCUUUCACGUCAUCUUCUUAAGGAUCUGCAUCAUUUCAUGGAGGUGGAAGGCCUUCUUCAACAGGACCUGCAGUUGUUGAUGGAGCUAGCAGAGAGAUGCCGCAUGGUGGAACUUCUUUAUACCAGCCGUUCACGUGGAAGUGGUGAAGGUCUCGGCUUAACGGAAAUGUCAAACGUGAUGUCAUGCCGCUCCUCUGCUUCUGUGGCUAUGGACGUGAAGGGCCAGCGCGGGACGUCGUGUUUGGCAGAAACGUGCGGAGUCAAUGGCCUCACUGCUGAGCUGCAGCAGCUGUUCCUCGGAAGCGUACCAGGCCAGAUGCACUCAGCAAGUCCCACAAGGAUAUCUAGAACACCAAGUAUAAGCGGGAACAACAAUGAAGUUGCGGCAAAUGUCACGUCGCGUUCUAAAAUUCCUCCACAGCGUAUUUUUCAACAACCGUCGCCUUCACUGACGACGCCGCUUUGCGACAUCACGGCAUGGCAUUCUGUUUGGUGCCCAGAAGAAUUCUGUGAAUUCCUGGCUGGCCGACUGACAAAGAGUGACGUUUCCGCCUUAUUGAAGAUACUGCAUCCUGCGAAUAGCAGCUGUGGGAAAUGUCAACGCUGUAGCAACGUCAAUGAAGAAGAAGCCUCCAAGGUAGCAGCGAAGGCUCCUUCUAACACGAGCACCUGUGGAAAAAAUGCCAAUAGCAACCCAAACAAUGACAUUAGUACAGGCACACGUCUAGGCGCGCACGCACAGUCUGCGGAAUCGGCUCUGCCGAGGCGUUCGGUACAAAGCGUGGAUGAUGUUGACAGUUGUACGCGGGUGAGUGAUGGUUUGAAGGCUGAAAAUCCAGCGGCGUCUUCCUCAUCAUUUGUGUUCAACACGGGAGGCCGAGUUGUUAACCGGACAGCACUGCAUAUCAACAUCAUGGUGGAAGGCCUUCUCUACGGUGGGCCUUCGGCGGCCCCAUCGCUGAACAGUUCCUUUAGUAGUGUGGAGGAAGCAGAGCAGAGCAGCGCCGCAACGGAUGCUGCUGCAGAGCACUCCCGCAGCAUGGGUUUGCAGCUCAGCUACACUGCCGGGCGCCAUAUUGCGCUGCCAUCACCAGCGGCAAUUGGCUUGUUGACAACAUUGUUUCCCUGUCUCCGCAACUAUGCAGAGGAUUUUAAGAAAAUUGCCGAAAAUGCAAAGGAAGAGAGUGGUAGUGGCGGAAAUGCUGUGCUGCCCGCAUCAAGUGAUACCAUUCGCCGCCCACAUAGCAGCCUUCAUCGUAUGAAGACCCCUGUCAGUUGUAGCGUAUUGGCUGAAGUGAACGGCGACGCAAUGCAGAUGGCUGCCCCGGAUCCACUUUCGGCAGAUUUCAGUGGGCAUGUCCGCCCUAUCGAUGUGGUGCUCUUCUGUUUCCUUCGCUCGCUCAUCAAUAUGAAGAGUAACAUCAGUUCUGACGUUGCCUCCGUUGCUCGCGCAGAUGAUACCGAUCAAUCGACAGCACGGAAGUCUUCUAGUGAGGACGCUGCUGCAGCAUUUCAAAAAGAGCCACCAGACAACGCAAUGAUGAAUCUCCCUGGUCGGAUGGCAGCAGAGUUAGAAGUCAUGAUCAAGCAGGUGCAAGAGUCAAUGGCAAGUACACAGGCUCUGCAAGAACAGAUACGAGAGGAGGUCGCCCUUCUCGUUUUUCGUGCUAUUACAAUCACAGUGGAUCUUCUUAUUCCCGCUGUGCAGUGCGCGGACCGACGGGUAAUGAUGUUUUACCGCAAAUGGAUCUGCGAUUUGUACCGACUGCUUUGGGAGGAAGAUUUACUGGAGCGGUUUUCUGGUCUUGUGGAAGUGAAUAUCCCACAGACUUACAUUGACAACACUUUGAUUGGGAACUUCUUCUUGCCUAGAGGAAUGCAAGCGACACCUCAGUGCAGCACAAGUUGUGGAAGGCAUCUCUCAGGGAGAGAAGGGUCGGCGGUGUCGGCAAGCAAGCAACAACACAAUUCAACGUCGGAGCAGAACGAUUAUGGCGUGAUCCUUGAAGAUGGUGACGAAGAACAAAAAUGCAGCACUUUGGCAUGUAUAGCGCCUGGAAAUGCGUACUCACGCUCUGCACGUAGUCCUGUGGUUGGAAGUUGCACCACAGCGUCGCUAAAUGCCACAGUGACGGCUCACCCGUCCCUGUUCCUCAGCACUACCGCUGCUGCGAAUGAAUGCCACCACGGCUUUGGUCUGUUUGAUGACCCAGCAGUGCUUGUUGCUGAGUCGUUGCUGGAGGACACUUCGACGGAGACACCACCACCUUGCAGUUUUGUCGUGACGCGUCUCAUGGCCGCCCUUCUGCGCGGUCUGGACACCGACAGGCUGCGGCAUCUUGCCCCUGUGCCAGACCGCUCUCCUCACAGCUCAGCUGGUUUUACACCAUCAACGGAUCAGCCACUAAGUGGGGUGCGGAAGACACCUCUCUCUGUUCGCACUGUGAAGAAAUCGACUCGGAAGAAAAUAGUGCCGUCGCCUCAACGUUCAUCACCACCACUACCGGUGAAAGUGUAUUCCCCCUCUCUAGAAGAGAAGCCCGCGGGGUCGCCUCAGCGUACACGCUUCCGCUACCCGGCAGUGACAACUGCUGACGAUGUGAAGGCGCUAUAUUGUAAUGCGCUCCUUGAAGCGGAGAUUGCGCUCUCACCGCUAGAUCCUAUACGUGCUGCCCUUGUGCAGAACGCGGUUGACUACCUUGUUUCAGCUAUGCAUAACCCGAAGGAGGCCUAUGAACUCCUAGACGCAUAUCUGGACGAUGUGGGCACCGAACAGAUCCAACCUCCAGCCACAGGACGAGCGGCACUUGAUGGUACGAUGGAUAACAACUGUGGCAGUAGUGGCGGUGGCGGUGGCGGCUCACACUCUUUGUCUGUGCCGGAUUCACCCUUCUCUGUUACCACUGUGAGGCGCGUGCGGCCGAUGCCCUCCGACAUGACGCUGGGUGGUGGGGAUAAAAUACACGCGCAUCAUACAAGUCACACGACACAUGUGAAACGCAGCGCUGGGGUAGAGAAGGACAACAAUAGCGCAGCAUCCAUGAGACUGCCUUUGAUACCAAAGGUGAUACCUUCUUGGAACUCCACAGAGGAGCAGGAGCAGUUUCUGGUGAUCCUAGCGCUGCUGCGUCGCGAGUACAUUACUCUUAGUGCUUCGCCUGGUGCGGUGUCGUUGGAUUCCAAAAUGGAGGCUGAGGAUUCAGUGGUAAAGUAG
This is a messenger RNA of Trypanosoma grayi, 3471 nucleotides long. RefSeq lists its product as hypothetical. The record is from RefSeq and is a predicted model, not a curated record. Lineage: Eukaryota; Euglenozoa; Kinetoplastea; Trypanosomatida; Trypanosomatidae. Bases 1 to 3471 code for a protein of 1156 amino acids. The transcript has a single exon.